CGUCUCUGCAGCCAAGUUUUGGUCGGAUAUACAAAGUUUUUAAUAUAAAAAUCGUCUUCUUGAUAGCCAUUGGCGUCUUUGAACUUGGAUCUCUUAUCUGUGCUGUCGCGCCAUCGAGCACUGCGCUCAUUGUGGGAAGGGCCAUUGCUGGUAUGGGAGUUGGAGGUAUCUUCUCGGGAGGUCUGGUGAUUAUCGCGCAUUGUCUCCCUCUACAUCAAAGGCCCAUGGUCUUCGGUGCUUUCGGAGCCAUGUGGGGAUUGGCUUCAAUAGCUGGUCCACUGUUGGGAGGCGUCUUUACUCAACAUGUCUCCUGGAGAUGGUGUUUCUACAUUAACCUCCCUAUUGGGGCCUUCUCCGUAGUAGUCGUCCUCUUCGUGCUCCAUCUCCCUCGGAAUCCAGAAGACUCCAGCAAGAAGUACAUUGACCGCAUCAAGGAGCUCGACCUCAUCGGCGCCUCGAUCCUUAUCCCGGCCAUUAUCAUGCUCCUCCUUGCCGUCCAAUGGGGCGGCAACACCUACCCCUGGAACAGCUCGCACAUCAUCGGUCUCUUCGUCGGCGCAGGCAUCAUGCUCAUCAUGUUCGUUGCAUCGCAGAUCUACCUCGGCGACAAAGCCACAAUUCCACCACGUAUCCUUAAGCAGCGCACCGUCGCCUCAGCCGCCGGCUUCGUCUUCUUCUUCGGAGGUGGCAUCUUCGUGCUGAUGUAUUAUCUGCCGCUCUAUCUCCAAGCUGUCAAGGGCUCCUCGCCAACCAAAUCCGGCAUCCAGAUCCUCCCGCUCAUGCUCGCCGCCGUCUUGACCUCCAUCCUUGCCGGAGUCUACUGCCAAGUGGUAGGCGCCUACGCCCCAGUCAUCAUGUUCAGCGCGGCACUGAUGACCAUCGGCGCUGGGCUCAUCUCGACGUUCGAGGUUGAUACCGUAUUUGGCAAGUGGUUCAGCUACCAGAUCAUUACGGGUCUGGGUGCAGGUGUCGGCUUCAAUGUUCCGCUCGUCGCGGUGCAGACUGUUUUGCCCAUGGAGGAUAUACCAAUCGGAACUGUGACAGUUAUGUUUUUCCAGUCUCUCGGUGGCGCCCUCUUUAUCGCAGUCGGCCAAUCAGUCUUCCAGAACGGAUUCAUCAAAGGGCUCGCGCAGCACGCAUCCACUCUCCCGCCGAAGCUGAUGGUGAAUACCGGCGCGACGGCGAUUCGAGGAGUGUUGAAGAACAUUGGACAGGAGGAUCAGCUGCAUAACGUCCUGGUGGCGUAUACCGCAGGGUUGAAGGAUACCUACAGGGUGGUGGUAGCGGUUACCGCGAUGUCGUUCUUGUGUACCUGCUUCAUUGAAUGGAGAAGCGUAAAGAAGGGUCCUGGAAGGGAGGUGGUUGUUCCGGGAGGUUAGGUGAUGUAUAAAAGGUGUGCUUAAUGUGCGGAAUCUACACUCUUCUCCUUAUAGAUUUUCAAGCAUGAUUAGAUAUGGGUAAUUUUCCUCCCUAGACGCACAAAGUGGUUAGAUGGGAACAAUAGAGUUGACUGAGCCCCUCUAAUUUUAUAUUGAAGUAU
Mytilinidion resinicola is the source of this 1540-nucleotide messenger RNA. RefSeq names its product MFS general substrate transporter. Lineage: Eukaryota; Fungi; Ascomycota; Dothideomycetes; Mytilinidiales; Mytilinidiaceae. The transcript has 5 exons. Gene Ontology annotation, biological process: transmembrane transport. The record is from RefSeq and is a predicted model, not a curated record. The coding region runs from base 225 to 1379 and encodes 384 amino acids. Gene Ontology annotation, molecular function: transmembrane transporter activity.